Molecule: messenger RNA, 1368 nt
Organism: Cylindrotheca closterium
Lineage: Eukaryota; Bacillariophyta; Bacillariophyceae; Bacillariales; Bacillariaceae
Source: the annotation of a GenBank genome assembly
AUGAGUGAUGAGUUGGUGUCUGUUGUAUCUGACGACAACGACUUUCUGAAUGAUCUUGAGGAAAAUGAGGAGAACUGCAAUGAUGUCGCGAAUGACGACGAGAUUGUCAAUGUCUUUUCCAAACAAAUGCCACCCAAUGCUUCUGAUCCCAAAUACGUGGAUUCUUUGAUUGCCUCUCAAAUGGCUAUGCUAUCAGUCGUUGAUCGAGAAAAGGCAUACAUGGACGUUCAUGGGAUGCCAGAAUUGGUACAAGAAACUCCAGAAUUGAUCCAGGAAAGUUUGUUGCUACUCCAAGAUGAGAUUGAUUUGUUAUCCGCUAAGGAAGCUUACAAUAUUGCCGAACGGCUGGAUCCAGAUUAUGUCCGGGAUCGAGACUUCUGCCUCGCCUUUCUUCGAUGCGAGAAGUUUGAUUGGCAAAAGGCAGCUAUGCGGAUCAUACGACAUUUUCAGACGAAACUGGAUUUGUUUGGUAAGGAUAAGCUUGCGAUGGACAUUACCCAAGACGAUUUGGAUAUGGACGACAUGGAUGCUGUCUACAGCGGCGCUGGACACUUUCUGAAUGCAUGUGAUAGCGGGGGAAGGAUAAUCAAUUUUCUAGCCGGGGUGCCGAAAGUGUACGAGACAGAUGCAGUGCUUAGAAGAGCGUUUUACAAUAUAAUGGUGGCUUUUCGCCACAACGCCGAGGUACAACGGCGUGGAGCAGUUAUUGUCGGCUGGAAUGCUGGUGGUGUGAAAGGGACAAGCUGGGACAAUGCUGAUGCCAACUGGAAACUGCCAAAGUUGCAUGAAGCAACUCCUAUGCGGGUAUCAGCAGCCCACGGUUGCUACACCGAUGAAGAUUGGAAGGAAAAACUUGCGGUAAUUACCAUGGGUUGCAACGAGGAGAUCCAAGUGAGACUCCGCGUUCAACAUGGCACCGUCCAAGAGUGCCUGCAACACUUACGACGACAUGGGAUCGACCCAGCUUGCAUCCCAGUCAAUGAACAAGGCGAAACUACAGACCAUUUGGAAUAUUGUCUUCGAUUGGAGCAACAGCGGAAGCAUGAGCGUCUGAACUAUCCCCUUCGGCAUAGCAUUGGGGUUCCAUUUCCACAAGAUGUGCUUCUCGGCAAAGGCCUUCCAUUUCAGAAUCACCCAGGUAAUACGAACUUUCGGCAGGUGGUCGUCGAUCGAUACAAGGAAUAUGAAAAGGCGCAAAAAGGGUUAAAGAGGGCUAUUGCUAAAGAAAUCGUUGAUACCAUUAGGGGCAACGGAGGCCUAUUCCUGAAGCAAGAUGGGAAGAAGUGGGUCCCAGCCAACGAUGAAGUAUCGGUGUUGAAAGUCAGCGCUGCUUUUCGAACGUUACGGCUGAAGGGCGGGGUAAAGUAG